ACGAUAUACUUCCAGGACGGGUCCGAGGCGGCCGCUGUGGCCGCGGGCAGCGAGACCACCUUGACGGCGUGGUUCCGCUUGAACGCAGAGCCGCCCGACGGAUUUACGCCUCCGGCUCGCUCGCUGCAUUACGCCGAGGUGCCGCAGUUCUUCUCCUGGAACCGCAGCAGGAAACUCUGGCAACGCAGUUUCUCGGACCUCGCCACCGUCGUCCAUUCGGACGGCAAUCGCCAAACAUUCUACCAGCGGCGAUGGAACGACGACACCUCCACGUGGGAGAACUCGGACGUGCCAGAUUACCGGCGAGCAUGCGAGGAGCAAGGCUUUGCGAACUCCAGCGACGAGUACGCCCGCUGCAUGGAGGAGGCCGCUCGCCUACGGAGCGCCCCAGCGCUGCGCCGUCUCUUCGCCAUGUUGCUCCUCCAUUGCGAGCUCGCCUCCCCCGUGACCUUGUGGCAGCGAUUCGCGAAUGACCUCUGCGAGGACUUCCAGCGGCACCUCAGCGAGACCGACUCGGAGAACGCAGCGCUUCUGCACGUUCAAGAGGCACUCAGCCAGGCUGGGAAGACGCUGACGGACUUCGGAUUGCCAACGCCCACGGACCACGACGUCGCGGGCCUGCAGCCCCGAGAUGUUCGUAGGGAAACCGCCUACGACGCAGAAGAGGAAUGGACAUCUGCGCGGUCCCAUCGGUCUAUGAUGAACGACGCGCAAGCGAUCGUGUUUGACCAGGUCGCCGACGCCGUCAUCGGAGCCCGUCCGCUCGCCGUGUUCAUCGACGGCCCCGGCGGCACGGGCAAGACCUUUGUGUACAAGGCCAUCCUCCACCACGUGCGUGGCAUGGGAGAGAUCGCCCUGCCGUGCGCUUGGAGCGGGAUCGCUGCUGUCCUCCUGCCAGGGGGACGCACAUGCCAUUCCCGCUUCGGACUACCAGUGCCGCUGCCCUUGGACGACGUCGCUUCGAACAUCGGGUUCCAGACGAGCCGCGCCGAAAUCCUGCGACGAGCUAGAGUCAUCCUCUGGGGCGAGGCGCCGAUGGCCCCUCGGGGAGCACUGCAAUGCGUCGAUGCACUGCUGCGAGACGUUACCCAGACGGACGCGCCAUUCGGCGGCAAGGUGGUGAUCCUCGGCGGCGACUUCCGCCAGGUGCUCCCCGUCAUCCCACGGGUUGCCCGCGAAGACCUCGUUCAGCAUUCGCUGCUGAACCACCCUUUGUGGCGCGCGGGCGCUGUGGAGGUCCACGCCCUGACGGAGAACAUGCGGGCCAGGGGCGACGCCGAUUGGCAGCGUUUCCUCUUGGACAUCGGAGACGGCCGCGCACCGACCUUUCCGGACAUCCACCCCGAGGCCGUGCGCCUGCCCGACAACAUCGUCGCCCCCAGCCAUUGGGGGCCGGAGGACCUCGCGCGCGCCAUCUACGCCGACAUCGCUGCGUCAGCGGCGAGGUGCGUCGGGGGCGACGUGGCCGCCGAAGACUUGCAGUACUUCUGCGAUAGGGCGAUUCUCACUCCGAAGAACGCGACGGCCGACUCAGCGAACGUCGCUAUAUUGCGCGAAGCUUUCCCGGACACGACCGUCACGUACUACAGCGUGGACGACGUGGACGCCGCGUCGCCGGCGGAGCGGGACCUCUGGCCGACGGACUUCUUGAACAGCCUCACGCCGUCUGGACUGCCGCCCCACGAGCUCGCGCUCGCGCCGGGGGCCCUGGUCAUGUUGCUCAGAAAUUUAGACGCCGACGCGGGCCUGGUCAACGGAGUUCGCGCCAUCGUCGUCCGCGCGCAGCCCCGGGUCCUCGACGUGCUCCUCGCGUCUGAUACAGAGAUGCCGCUCGCGGGCGCCGCUUCCAGCAGUGACGACGCACCGGCGUUCCUGGACGAGGGCUCCGAGGCGCCGCCGAGCCCCGCUGCUCGGCCGCGACGCUUCGCGCGGGACCACGGGCCAGACGACAUCGAUGAGUUCGGGCCGGCGCCCCCAGACGAUGCUUCUGCUAACGUCGUCCUCGCACCGCUGCGCCUGCGCGGAGAAGUCGUGGACGCCCCAGCGCCUCCUGAGACGCUGUUCCAAACAUGCGCAGCCACAGAGAACGACAAUCCCAGUGCAGAUUCCGCCGACCCCAUGCCCUCAACACAGCUACGAUGCGAGGCCGCCAGCUCAUCGAAGCAGAGGGAGCGAUUCACCGGAUUCUUCGAGCGGCAGCGCGGCGCCCAUUGCGGCAUGCACGCGCUCAACAACGCCCUGGGCUUCGCGCUGCUCGACGAGGGGACCAUGGAGGCAUCCGCCCAUGCAUUCAUCGAGCAUGCCGCUUUAGACGGCCUCCCACAGCGCCUGCGCGACCACAUGAGCCCCUCUGGAGAUUAUUCCGAGGCGGUGCUGGCGUUUGUGCUUCAACGAUGCGGAAACAGUUUCUCCUUGAACCUCAAUGCUCCCGUUCUACCACAGGACGCGAUGAACAUUUUUGCGCCUAACGUGGUCGGGGUCGUGGUAAACCAGAACAACGCACAUUGGAUUGCGGUGAAGGCUGUGUCCGGCCGAAUCUGGAAGUUGGACAGCGCACCCGGUGAUGGACGUAGUGUUGCGGAGCCUGUACUCUGUGAGCUUAGCGACUUCCAGAAGCUCCUGCGCAGACAUCCCACCGCGUACCCACUGCUCGACAUCCG
Messenger RNA from Prorocentrum cordatum, 2660 nucleotides. The record is from the annotation of a GenBank genome assembly. Lineage: Eukaryota; Dinophyceae; Prorocentrales; Prorocentraceae.